Messenger RNA from Paramacrobiotus metropolitanus, 1237 nucleotides. RefSeq lists its product as uncharacterized. The record is from RefSeq and is a predicted model, not a curated record. NCBI's taxonomy places the organism in Eukaryota, Metazoa, Tardigrada, Eutardigrada, Parachela, Macrobiotidae. The transcript has 3 exons. The coding region runs from base 404 to 1165 and encodes 253 amino acids.
CUGAUUCAAUGUGUUAUUUACGAGCGAGAUUUCGAAGAGUUUGAAAUUAUUAGUCUGCCUCAUUGAUAUGUGCCGAUAAAGUACAGAUUCUGCAUUUGUUUUAUGCUGCCAAAAUAACCGCUGUCUGGCUUCGACCCUCGCCCGCUGCGAUCUGCAGUGCUACGGAAAUUCGUACCGUUAAACGACGAAAACUGGAAAACCGAUAUUUCGUGAAUAUUAAAUGUGAAAAUGUGAUGCAGCCGGUUAAAACAAUUAAUGACGCUUCUGCAGUCACUGCUAUUCUCGUGCACUCCGGCCGAUGUAAAUAUCUACCUGAUGUCAUAAUCAAUCUACGGUGAUUGAUUUCCCGCAAAUUAUUGACAUGGACCACAAUGAAUAUUCCAGUCGGCAUUGAGCUUCCAGAAUGGGAAGGAAAAAGAGUUCUUGUGCGCAGCAUUUUAACUUGAGCCGGGAACUUUCGUCCAAGUGUGAGAAAGCCACUUGCAAAUUUUGCGGAUGGUCUAGUGCCAAGAAUACUGUGCGAAUGAAGGCCCAUUUAGCAAAAGGAUGCCGAGACUGUCCCGAAGACGUGCGCACUGCUUUUCUGGAAGAGCUCGAGGAAACCGAGGAGAGUGAGACGGAUUCCCGAGUGGACUACUCGGAAGUGGACCCUAAUGAGACCUUCGAGACGUCGCGUACGUCCGAUCGUCCUCGUCGCGUUGCCGGAAGCAAAUCGCCAAAGAGAAAGAAAAAACGUACGAUAUCCUCUCGCACCGCUCUGGCAGAUGAACACCGUGAAAUUGACCAAGCCUUGGCUGAUUAUCUGUUUUCCACAAAUCUCCCCCUUUCCACCAUAGAAAACCCAUUCUUUAUAGCGUUUUGUAAGAAGAUGCGACCGUCGUAUUCUCUGCCGAAUCGUUCUCGUGUUGUUAGCCAGUCGUUUGUAGGUGGCGCCACCUCUGCCCACUCACAGCACGUGAUGACUGCGGCUUCUACGACCGCCAGUGUACCGCUGCAAUUGGCCACUUUUCAUCCCGGAAACGAAGGAAUGUCGUUUCUGUCUGCGCCGACCGUUCAAGCGGUUCCUCAGCCAAGUUCCGUGCUUGAUCAGUCGCAACAGAUUCCGGGCGGUGUUCAAGUGUUCCGGAUAAUCCCGACAAGCAGUACCAGUUUGCUGUCUCUUUAGCCGAAUUACUCUGUUGUUCAUAAAUAUUUUUGUUGUUGAUGUGGACUUCUGAUAAACUUGUUGCAGCUCCUG